AUGCCAUGUGAAGGCUGCAUGGAGAGGGACAAUGAGAGCACUGAUGCAACCGUGGAGUUCCUCCUGCUUGGCUUCUCUGAGCUGCUCUGUCUGCGGGUUUUCCUCUUCCUUAUCUUUCUAAUUGUCCAUCUGGUCACACUGGCAGGGAAUGUGAUGAUCUUCGUCGCGGUGGUUAUGGAGCCUUCCCGCCCUCCCAUGCUUCUCUUCCUCUGUCAGCUCUCUGUCAUUGAACUCUGCUAUACCUUAGUCAUUGUCCCUAAGGCACUCCUUAGCCUGAUAGUUGUGGAUGGCAGCACCAUUUCUUUCAUUGGCUGUGCUGCACAGAUGCACUUUUUUGUGGCACUUGGUGGGGCUGAAUGCUUCCUCCUGGUAGCCAUGUCGUAUGACCGCUAUGUUGCCAUCUGCCAGCCACUUCACUACAUAGCAGUGAUGAAUGAGGGGCUCUGCUUCAGGCUGGCCGUGGCAUGUUGCCUGGGAAGCUUUGCUGUUGCCCUGGGGUUGACAGUGGCUGUUUUCCGCUUACCUUUCUGUCAGUCGCAUCGAAUCAACCACUUCUUCUGUGAUGUCCCUGCUGUGCUGCACCUGGCCUGCACUCAGAGUUACACCCCUGAGCUGCCCCUGCUAGCUGCCUGUGUGCUCCUCCUGCUGCUUCCCUUUCUCCUAAUCCUGACUUCUUAUGUUUGUAUUGCUGCUGCUUUGCUACAUGUCACCUCCUCCCUGGGAAGGAGUAAGGCCUUUUCCACCUGCUUUUCUCACUUGGCCAUCACCUUGCUGCACUAUGGUUGUGCCACCUUCAUGUACAUUCGUCCUAAGUCCAGUUACUCACCAGCUCAAGACAAGAUGGUUUCUCUGGUCUACACCAACAUUACUCCACUGCUAUAUCCCCUUAUUUAUAGCCUGAGGAACAAAGAAAUCAGAGGGGCUCUGAGGAAAAUGUUGAGGAGGAAGAGAGUAGCUCAGCUGAACUCGGAUACUAUCAGGGCUGUGACAGGUGUGUGGUAA
Messenger RNA from Cygnus atratus (black swan), 1002 nucleotides. RefSeq names its product olfactory receptor 10AC1-like. Gene Ontology annotation, molecular function: G protein-coupled receptor activity; olfactory receptor activity. The record is from RefSeq and is a predicted model, not a curated record. Gene Ontology annotation, cellular component: membrane. NCBI's taxonomy places the organism in Eukaryota, Metazoa, Chordata, Aves, Anseriformes, Anatidae. Gene Ontology annotation, biological process: G protein-coupled receptor signaling pathway. The transcript has a single exon. Bases 1 to 1002 code for a protein of 333 amino acids.